AUGAGGGCCAGUUUUUCUCUGCGGAGCUUCUCCGCAUCUUGUCGCGGCCAGGUCCGCCCCACGCUCACCAAGUCUCUCCGGACGAGAAAUACUCAGACAGCACACUGGACGAGAAGAUGGAAUAGUAGCAAUAAUUCUUCGGCAAAUUCAUCCUGGACUACCACUCGUGCAUUGGCUCUAGCUGCGGUCGUCGGCGCGGGUGCUUACAUCGCUGCCUCUUCACGCUCGACGUCUCCGGUCACAGUAGCGGCGACUGCAUCCGCAAAAGAUCCUACUUAUGGGGACAUUACACUGUUUGAAAAGGCAAUUGCCGAGCUUCGGGCUGAACUUGGAGAAGAUGCCAUUAGCACUGACGACGACGACCUCCACGAACAUGGCUACUCAGAAUGGUCAACCGUCAACGCCGAACGCUUACCAGUGGCAAUCGCAUAUCCCAGAUCCACUGAGGAAGUUUCCAAAAUUGCCAAAGUCUGCCACAAAUACCGAAUGCCCAUGGUCCCCUACUCCGGUGGCUCUAGUCUCGAGGCCAAUUUCUCUGCUCCUUAUGGCGGAAUGACUAUCGACUUUGCCUUUAUGGACAAGAUUUUAGAAGUGCAUGCCGAUGAUUUGGAUGUUGUGGUACAGCCGUCCAUUCCCUGGAUGCAGCUGAAUAGCGACUUGGCUCACACUGGCCUCUUCUUCCCCGUGGAUCCUGGCCCAUCGGCCAAGAUUGGUGGUAUGGUUGGAACUAAUUGCAGUGGUACCAAUGCAGUUCGCUAUGGUACUAUGAAAGACUGGGUGAUUAACUUGACCGUGGUGUUGGCCGAUGGACGCGUUAUCAAGACGAGAAGACGACCCCGCAAGACUUCUGCGGGCUACAACUUGACUGGAAUGUUCGUUGGGUCAGAAGGUACGUUGGGUAUUGUGACCGAAAUCACACUCAAACUUGCCCCUAUCCCGGAUGAGCUGCGUGUCGGUAUCGUGACUUUUCCCACCGUUCGUGAUGCUGCCGCCGCUGCUAUGCAGGUCAUUCGCAAGUCUAUACCUGUACAGGCAAUGGAGAUCAUGGACGAAGUGCAAAUGAACGUUAUUAACCGUGCCGGCGGUACGGGACGAACAUGGAGAGAAGAACCAACCCUGUUUUUCAAAUUCUCUGGCACAACCGCCCAGGUCGCAGACAGUAUCCAGAACACCAAGAAUAUUGCACAAAACAACAAGUCCACCUCUUUCGAGUUUGCCAAGGACGAUCAAGAAGCGCAUGCACUUUGGUCGGCACGCAAGGAGUCUUUAUGGUCUAAUCUAGCUAUGCGUCCAGAGGGAGGUGAAGUUUGGUCUACUGAUGUGGCGGUGCCUUUGUCACGACUUCCGGACAUUAUCGAAAAAUCCAAGGAGCAGCUUAAUGAUUUGAAUCUCUUUGCCAGUAUCUUGGGACACAUUGGCGACGGAAACUUUCACAGCAGCAUCCUGUACAGCCGCAAAAACCGCGAGGAGACAGCGCGCGUGGAAAAGGUGGUUCACGACAUGGUCGAUCUCGCCAUUGAGAUGGACGGGUCCUGCACAGGCGAACACGGCGUUGGUCUAGGCAAAAAAGAAUACCUCGUCAAAGAACUCGGCCCUGACACAAUCGACAUCAUGCGAAGCGUCAAACGAGCCCUUGAUCCGCACUGGCUGAUGAACCCAGGCAAAAUCUUCGAGUACUCCCGUGACAGUAAACCUGCUGACACGACUGACAUCGAGUCAGCGCGUUUGGUGGGUGCUGAGAAGAAGAAAAGUGCUUGA
This is a messenger RNA of Talaromyces amestolkiae, 1758 nucleotides long. RefSeq lists its product as uncharacterized. Bases 1 to 1758 code for a protein of 585 amino acids. Gene Ontology annotation, molecular function: FAD binding; D-lactate dehydrogenase (NAD+) activity; D-lactate dehydrogenase (cytochrome) activity. The transcript has 4 exons. Gene Ontology annotation, cellular component: mitochondrion. NCBI's taxonomy places the organism in Eukaryota, Fungi, Ascomycota, Eurotiomycetes, Eurotiales, Trichocomaceae. The record is from RefSeq and is a predicted model, not a curated record. Gene Ontology annotation, biological process: lactate catabolic process.